GUUUCUUCAUUUUCUUUUGCUUACUCAAUUCUGUAUAUCGUUUUAAGCAAAGUAAAUUCUAUAUUUCCUUUAAAAUCUCUGUCUAUUUUCUUUUAAUCUCAACUCUUUGUUAUUCUUUUGUUCACAAGGCAAGAAAUCUUUGAAGACUGUUUCCUUGAAGCUUCCAAUCGUGAGAGGUAGAGUGAUAUGUAGGCCUGAACUCUGUUCUCAUCUGCAAACUUAGAAUAUCCCAAUCGUAAUACAGUGCAAAAAGAAAAUGGGGACUGCAGUGGGAUUGGCACCGGGGCUGUCAAGGAAGCUAAAGAAAGUGUUGGAAUGUCGUACAGAUACACCAGAUCUAGUGGCAUCAUUAGAUGCACUCUCCACAUUCUACUCUGACAAUACUCCUCAAGCUCGCCGCAAUCUCAGAUCCACCAUUGAGAAACGCUCUCUCCAUAUUAAUCUUCAGUUUCUCCAGGCCUCCAAUGCUGCUCAGCUGGCUUUGGAUCGUGUAGAGGAGGAGGUCAAUUCACUUGCUGAAUGCUGUGACAAGAUUGCAAAGGCUUUGAACAGUUGUAGUGCUAGCACAGGUGAUAUCAUCAGUACCACUGAGAGGCUUAAACAGGAACUUGAAGUUACUACACAAAGGCAAGAGAUUGUAUCAUGUUUUCUUCGCGAUUAUCAGCUCUCUAAUGAAGAGAUAAAUGCAUUAAGAGAGGAAGAGUUAAAUGAAAAUUUCUUCAAGGCGCUUUCUCAUGUUCAAGAAAUUCAUGCCAAUUGCAAAAUACUACUACGCACGCAUCACCAGCGUGCUGGUUUGGAGCUGAUGGAUAUGAUGGCAGUGUACCAAGAAGGAGCCUACGAACGUCUAUGCAGGUGGGUUCAGGCAGAGUGUAGGAAAUUGGGUGAUGCUGAUAAUCCUGAAGUCAGUGAGCUUUUAAGAACAGCAGUCCGCUGCCUCAAAGAAAGACCUGUCCUUUUCAAGUAUUGUGCAGAAGAGGUAGCAAAUAUGAGGCAUAACGCACUGUUUAGAAGAUUUAUCAGUGCUCUUACACGUGGAGGUCCUGGUGGAAUGCCUAGACCAAUAGAGGUUCAUGCACAUGAUCCAUUACGAUAUGUUGGUGACAUGCUAGGGUGGUUACAUCAGGCCUUGGCAUCUGAACGAGAACUCGUUCUUGUGUUAUUUGAUCCUGAUGCUGUGCUAGAUACUGGGUCCACUGCAAAUCGAUUGUCUAAGAGUACAGAGAACGGUGCUGGAAAGAUAGAGUCAGACUUAACAUUUGUAUUAGAUAGAAUUUUCGAAGGAGUUUGCCGGCCUUUUAAAGUUAGAGUUGAACAAGUUUUGCAGUCACAGCCUAGCCUUAUAGUUGCAUAUAAACUGAGCAUUACCCUGGAAUUUUACAGCUACACUAUGUCAGAUUUGCUUGGGAGAGAUACAGCUCUCUGUAGUACUCUCUGGAUGCUCAAAGAGGCUGCUCAGAAAACAUUUUUUGACAUUCUGAAAAGUCGGGGAGAGAAGCUUCUACGUUAUCCUCCCCUUGUUGCUAUUGAUCUUUCUCCGCCAGAAGCCGUGAGGGAAGGAGUCUCUGUUCUACUUGAAAUAAUUGAGACUCAUAACAGCAUGAUGAUACCUGCGUCAGAGAAAAAGUCUGAUUUUGAUUCAGUGAUAUCUGCCAUUCUUGAUCCUAUUAUUCAGAUGUGUGAGCAAGCGGCAGAGGCACACAAGUCCAAGGGUGCUGCCCACUUGUCAAGAAGAAGAACAAGUUCAGACUCUGGCCAAAUUAAUAAAUCUUCAGUUGAUGCACUCUUGUCAAAUAGCAACUCUGCCCCAACCUCUCAGAAUAGUGAAACACCUUCGAAGAUAUUCCUCAUCAACUGCUUGUGUGCCAUCCAACAACCACUAUACAGGCAUGAAAUUGCAGCUGACUAUGUAAAGAAACUUGGAGCGAUGAUAGAAAAUCACAUGCAUGCUCUUGUGGCAAAAGAAGCUGAUGCCAUUCUGAGAAGAUGCGGCUUGUCUAAUAAGAUGUCCCACUUUCAGAAUUCACUAAACAAUGAAGCUGGGGAUGCAGUAGUCGGUAUUCCACUUGCACAGAUUGAAGACACUUCUCCAGCCGCUCUUUCAGAGUCUCUGAGGGCUUUCUUUGGACUCAUAUUGGGAAGCGGGAGUCCCCUUCCUGAAUUUGAGCAAAUGCAGGUUCCAAAAUUGCGUUCUGAAGCUUGUCUGUUGUUAGCAAGGUCACUUGCUGAGGCUUACGAGCUUAUAUACACAGCAAUUAUGGAUCCCAAGAAUGGCUACUCAGGACCGAAAUCAUUGGCAAGGCACCCGCCAGAUCAGAUAAGGACCAUCCUAGGCAUAUGAAGAUCUGCAGAGUGAAAUUUAUUUCUGUUUCUUUUUUUCUACUUAUUUGAGUUUAACAGAGAUAAGUCGUCAGUUCCAUUUUGAUAUAUUUUGUUGAUAUACAAGUAUAGGAAAUUGCUGGAGUGCUCAUGAUAUAGCAUCUCCAUCAUUUGUCGAAAUUGAUAUAUGUAUCAUGAAAAUUUUUAUAGUAAAAUUGGAGUGCCGACCUGUGCUUGCAUGUAAAACAUAACUCAUAUUACUGAUCGUUUUUCUGGAUCAAA
Molecule: messenger RNA, 2601 nt
Organism: Ricinus communis (castor bean)
Lineage: Eukaryota; Viridiplantae; Streptophyta; Magnoliopsida; Malpighiales; Euphorbiaceae
Product: conserved oligomeric Golgi complex subunit 6
Exons: 12
Coding region: 257-2341 (694 amino acids)
Biological process (GO): intra-Golgi vesicle-mediated transport
Cellular component (GO): COG complex
Source: RefSeq, a predicted model, not a curated record